AUGACGGAAAUGCGUGUGGGGGUGGCAGAGAGCGGCGGGCAGGCCUGGGGGGACCCGCGGGGAUCCCCGCCGGGCCGCGGCGGAGGCCUCAGGGCUGAGGGCGGACUGUCCCGGGACAGCUUCGGGAGGCUGAGCCCUUCCGAGCAGUGGGGGACGACUGUGGAGAGAGGGGGCGGUGGGCUGGGAGCGUCCCUGGCUGGGCACGGGGGGUUCAGCUCCCCCUCGCAGUGGGACACGUCCAUAGAGAGGAGCGGGGGCCUGGGGGCGGACAGGGCCGGGGAGCUGAGCUCUGCGUCCCGCUGGGACACGUCCAGAGACGUUCCAGAGCACGGCCGGGGCAUCAGCCAGGGGCUGGGGGCCACCCUGGAUGGCUUUCGGGGCUCCUCACUACAGUGGGGCGCCUCAGAGAGGAGCGGGGGGCUCAGCAGUGGCCUGAGACCGACCCUGGACAGGUUUCGGGGCUCAAACUCCACAUCGCAGUGGAGCCCCUCAGCAGAGAGGAGCGGGGGGCUCGGCAGCCGCGCUGCCUCGGGGGGGGGGGGCGGGGGGCUCGGCAGCCGCGCUGCCUCGGGGUUGGAUGGGCUGGGGGGGCUGAGCUCCACACCCUACUGGGGCUCCUCGGCAGCCUCCAAACCCCUCCCCAGCGAGGAGAAGCCCAGGAGCCACUGGGGGACAUCGGGAGGGGGAAUUGGGGCGCAGAGCUCCCGGGGCGCAGCGGCAGAGAGGAAGGGACCCUCCUCCAGCACCUGGUGGAGACGGGAGAGCGAGGUGACCCCCAGCACCCAGUGGGGCUCCUCAGCGGCCCCGGGGCGGUUCAGCAGCUUUUUCAGGAGAGGGAAGGAGGAGCUGGCUACCAGCAUUGGGAGGGAGGCAGAGCAGGAGGCGGGCAGCCGGGCUGGGGGGCUGAUCCGGCGCUUCCCGUGGCGAGCGGCCAGCGAUGGGGGCCAGGGAGUGACCCCGCGCUCGGCCCUGCUGCGCUCGGCGCCCAGGCAGCAGCAGGAGGGAAGGAGGAAAGGUUUGGAGUAUUACCUGUCCCAGUUCCUGUGCCUCGCCAGCCUCGUGCUGCUCCUGAUUUUUCUGGGCAUCCUGAUGGUGAAGAUGGUUGGGUCAGGCUGGCUGGACGGGACAGAGGAGAGAUUUAAUCUCUUGCCUGUGGAUUGUGACAAAAGCACGGAUGAUUUCUGCCAGGCCAAGCACAAGGACGUGACCAUGGCUGUGCUGCACGAGCUCUACAAUUACCUGUCUGUGCAGGCAGGUAAUUUUGAAUGUGGAAACCCUGAGAACCUAAAAAGCAAAUGCAUCUGGGUUAGUGAGGCGAAGGAUCACGUGCUGAACAUAACUGGCAGUUCCACACAGAAGUUUAAAGCUGCCCUGGACUGGAUACUGAACAGCAACAAGGACUUGGGAAUUCGGUUGAAAGGCAGGGACAUGUCAGAGCCAGUUUCCAGUGUGGAGGAAGUGUUCUGCCUGGAGUCUGCCCACCCCCAGAUGGGGCUGGGCUGCCGCUUCCGCCGGGCCGUGGUCACGGCCAUCACCAACGUCUUCCUCUUCUUCUGGGGUCUGAUAACCCUUUGGGGGAUCCUGCUCUACCUCCGGUACCGCUGGCGGAAGAUGGAGGAGGAGGAACAAGCCAUGUAUGACAUGGUGAAGAAGAUCAUAGCUGUUGUCCAGGACCACUACAAGGAAUGGGAGAGGAAUCUGGAGCGUUACCCCUACGUUGGCAUCUUCCACGUCAGGGACAGCCUGAUCCCCCCUCAGAGAAGAAAAAAGAUGAAGAGGGUGUGGGAGAGAGCAGUGGAUUUCCUGGCCUCCAACGAGUCGAGGAUCCAGACAGAAUCCCACAGAGUGGCAGGGGAGGACAUGCUGGUGUGGAGAUGGACUCAGCCCUCCUACCUGUCAGACUCAGAGCACUGAGGGCAGCAGGAGCAGCAGCCACGGGUCAGGCUGGGGCCGUGGAGCCUGUGCAGGGCUCAGGGCCCCGCUGGUGGUGGGAGGAGCAGGGCCUGGCCUGAGGGUUGGAUUUGCACGGCGCUGUUUGCUCUCACUGAAACUCUCCAAACAACAAACGUUCAGGGCAAUACUGGCUUGGAAAGAAGAUGGGCUUGAGCUGGUGGGAAGCUGGAAUUGCACCAAAGUGAGCCUUCCACAGAGACCUGGCUCCCGUGGCAAGCAAACAACAACCUGCAAAGAAUAACUGCACACCCCUCUGGAGGGCUGGGGGUGCAACAUUUCACCUCAGUUCUGCCAAGGCCAACUGGUGGCAGAGCCCAUCUGAAAGAGAAACAUUUCCCAUGGAAACAUUAGGGUGGCAGUGCAGGCGUGUCUCUGUUUGUGUUUGUUUCAAUCAGUGCAAAGACAGCGAGGAAGCACUCGCUGCUUCCCAGCGAGGAAAAAUGUUUCUUGUUGGCUUCAUCCAUCCAAAAUUGGGGAGAGGGGGAACUGGGGGAAGCUGGGCCUGGAGAGAGGGGGGAGCCUGACGUGCCUUGGUGGUUUGGGCUGGGCUGGGGGUGGUGGAGGAGAGUUUGUGACCCUGUUACACUUUUAAGUCUGCAGUCUGUGUGCUUUAUUAUUUUCUGGGGGCGUGAGGGGGGGGGGAAUUUGGGUGGAAAAUAAAGGAUAUAGGAAGCUUCUAAAGGUGCUUUCCUGUGGCUGCAGGAGGGCUCCGUUGGUGUUUGAGCUGGGCAGCUGCAGUGUCUGUGUUUGUGUCAGAGCAGGGAU
Molecule: messenger RNA, 2718 nt
Organism: Ficedula albicollis (Collared flycatcher)
Lineage: Eukaryota; Metazoa; Chordata; Aves; Passeriformes; Muscicapidae
Gene: LEMD2
Product: LEM domain containing 2
Exons: 10
Coding region: 1-1914 (637 amino acids)
Biological process (GO): negative regulation of BMP signaling pathway; nuclear envelope organization
Cellular component (GO): nuclear inner membrane
Molecular function (GO): chromatin DNA binding
Source: RefSeq, a predicted model, not a curated record